This is a messenger RNA of Fomitiporia mediterranea MF3/22, 522 nucleotides long. RefSeq lists its product as uncharacterized. The record is from RefSeq and is a predicted model, not a curated record. The coding region runs from base 1 to 522 and encodes 173 amino acids. Lineage: Eukaryota; Fungi; Basidiomycota; Agaricomycetes; Hymenochaetales; Hymenochaetaceae. The transcript has a single exon.
AUGGUAGAAUAUCUUCGUUCUCGUCGCUGCUCGUGUUGUCGAUCGCCAGCUCCGGCCACCACCAUCUCUCAGUUUUCACCACGCGCAACACGUGCUACACGCGUCCCCGACACGGACGCAAACUCGGUCCGCACACUCCAAUUCAUUCACUCAACCCCAAUCGAUCUCGUUGCCUGCCUUUGUCCAGCUGCCAGCAGCUUCAUUCAUUAUAUUUACCCGCUUAGCCUUUUAGUUAUCUGGAUUUCUGUGAUGCUAUCAUCUGCUGGCUUUGUCCUCGUUCGUAAUGCUGGCCCUCCAAUUGGCCCACGGAACUCCCCACUCGCCGGAUCUCAACUCCUUCAAUAUAUAUCCCUGUUUCACAACCUCAUCAUCAAGCAAAUAUCCUUCGUGUUGGCCUUAUUUGCUUUCCUCAGACAGGGACACCUAAAGAAAAUGUCUCAUGCUUGGCCUCUCCACCAAGUUCGUUUCUCCCCCAACCGUGGGUUCUCGCGCCAGCCAAGAACAGGCGCACUCACACAAUAA